This is a messenger RNA of Staurois parvus, 303 nucleotides long. NCBI's taxonomy places the organism in Eukaryota, Metazoa, Chordata, Amphibia, Anura, Ranidae. The record is from the annotation of a GenBank genome assembly.
GGGUCCGGGGAGAGAGCGGAUAUAGUGAAUGCAGGGUCCGGGGAGAGCGGAUAUAGUGACUGCAGGGGUCCGGGGAGAGCGGAUAUAGUGACUGCAGGGUCCGGGGAGAGCGGAUAUAGUGACUGCAGGGUCCGGGGAGAGCGGAUAUAGUGACUGCAGGGUCCGGGGAGAGCGGAUAUAGUGAAUGCAGGGUCCGGGGAGAGCGGAUAUAGUGAAUGCAGGGUCCGGGGAGAGCGGAUAUAGUGAAUGCAGGGUCCGGGGAGAGCGGAUAUAGUGAAUGCAGGGUCCGGGGAGAGCGGAUAU